Messenger RNA from Xenopus laevis (African clawed frog), 1915 nucleotides. It is a transcript of the gene amt.L, whose product is annotated as aminomethyltransferase L homeolog. Gene Ontology annotation, cellular component: mitochondrion; glycine cleavage complex. Gene Ontology annotation, molecular function: aminomethyltransferase activity. Gene Ontology annotation, biological process: glycine catabolic process. Lineage: Eukaryota; Metazoa; Chordata; Amphibia; Anura; Pipidae. The record is from RefSeq and is marked provisional.
GUAGGAUGCAGCGAUUGCGCUGGAUCGGUGUUAAAGCGCUGCGAUCUGGGGCAGCUGGGAGUAGGUUGCAGGAGAGGAGCUACAGCAGCAGCCAGACCAAUCCCCCUCGCCAGACACCACUGUACGACUUUCAUCGUGAACAUGGCGGCAAGAUGGUGGAGUUUGCAGGCUGGAAGCUUCCAGUGCAGUACAAAGACUCACACAUUGCCUCCCAUCUCCACACCCGUCAACACUGUUCUGUGUUUGAUGUUUCCCACAUGCUGCAGACCAAAGUCCUAGGGAAGGAUCGCAUACCCUUCAUGGAGAGCAUGGUGGUGGCAGAUAUUGCAGAGCUAAAGGAGAACCAGGGUACAUUGUCUCUCUUCACUAACGAGAAGGGUGGAAUAAUUGAUGACCUCAUAGUCACCAAGACCUCAGAUGGAUAUCUAUAUGUGGUGUCCAAUGCUGGCUGCUCUGAGAAGGACUCUGCCCACAUGCUGAAUAAAUUGCAGGCGUUCAAAGCCGCUGGACGUGAUGUGGAUCUAGAACACAUUGAUUGUGCUCUUCUGGCAGUGCAAGGUCCCCUUUCUGCUCGAGUUCUCCAGGCUGGACUAACUGAUGAUCUUUCCAAGCUAACAUUCAUGACCAGUGUUUACACAACUGUGUUUGGCAUCCCUGGCUGCAGAGUGACUCGCUGUGGAUACACAGGAGAAGAUGGUGUGGAGAUCUCUGUGCCAGCCCAGCGGGCAGUGGAGUUGGCUGACAAGCUGCUGCAGAACAGUGAUGUGAAGUUGGCAGGUCUGGCAGCACGUGACAGUUUGCGCCUGGAGGCUGGGUUAUGUCUGUAUGGCAAUGACAUUGAUGAGACCACCACUCCAGUGGAAGCCAGCUUGGUUUGGACUCUUGGAAAACGACGCAGAACAGCAAUGGAUUUUCCAGGAGCCUCGGUCAUUGUCCCUCAGAUUAAAGGAAAAGUGAAACAUAAGCGAGUUGGUCUGACCUCAACAGGACCUCCAGUCCGGCAGCAUGCGCCUAUCCUGAACCUAGAGGGGCGUGUUAUUGGUGAAGUGACCAGCGGUUGCCCUUCGCCCAGUCUGCGAGUUAAUGUGGCCAUGGGCUAUGUGGAACCAGAAUACGCAAAAGCUGGCACAGCCGUGCGUUUUGAAGUCAGGAAGAAGAUUGUAGAUGGUGUUACCACCAAAAUGCCAUUUGUGCCUGCAAAGUAUUAUACCCUAAAGUGAACUGGUGAAAGAGGAACAAUGUAGAAAUGUAAUGAGCUGUGUGUAUGUGACUGUGUGUUUAUAUACCUUUUCCUUUUCAAUCUGAAUGAAUAUUGUGCAUGUGGGGGUUUGCUUUCCUUGUGUUGGUGCAUGCCUGUGCCCAUAUUCAGUUAUCCGUGACAAAUACACAGAGCAGUUAAAGAACAACCCGGAUGAAGGGCAGAUGUAGAGUCCUACUACUGAAGCAAUAAAAUUAAUUAGCUUUGUAGUUGGCAUAUGUGGGCCAUACCCUACUUCAUUUCAAGUCUCAGGUCCUUUCUUUACUCAGGGUGUCUUGCACAAGUGCCAAAAUCCUUCUUCCAAAAUAAUAACCCAUUCCAUAUAUUUAAAGGGGACAAUCUACACCCACCCUGUGGCAUCUCUUUAUCCAACCUGCUUUUGCAAUGGUGCAUUCAGCAUCUUUGGUUCUAGCAGAAGCCAUGAGCUAUGAACCUGUUUAAGUAACAAAAAGCUUCCCUUUAACUAAAAACAAAAGUAAAUCUGGAAAAUAGUAACUUGCAAACAUAAACAAGAUUAUGUAAAAACAGCAAACUAUGAAGGUUGUAACUAAUUUCAUUCCAGCAAUUGGUGUAUAAAAGAUGUUAUUGAUGUAUAAGGUGCCAGUUAGAUUAGAAUUUACAACAAAGACAUAGACAAAAUAAACAACCAUAGAUGUA